AUGGAUUCAGGAAUCUUUUGCUGUACCGCCAUCUCACAGAAGUACAGCGAGCCAAGCCAACAACGCCUGCUGUUCACAGAGAGCCUCCUGGUCCAAGCCGCCAACCCGUUCAUGGUGACACGGGGUAACACGGUGACGUCCGGAGGUCGUUUUCGCUGUCCCUCGUGUCGCCACGAGGUGGUGCUGGACCGGCACGGCGUGUACGGCCUGCAGCGCAACCUGCUGGUAGAAAACAUCAUCGACAUCUACAAGACAGAGUCCACCAGGCCGGUGAAAAAGGUGGACCACCCGAUGUGUGUGGAGCACGCGGAAGAGAAGAUCAACAUCUUCUGCAUCACCUGCAGCGUGCCCACGUGCUCUCUGUGCAAGGUGUUCGGAGCUCACAAGGACUGCCAAGUGGCCCCCCUGGGGAGCGUUUAUAAAAGCCACAAGAACGACCUCAGCGACUCCAUCUCCAGACUGGUGGCGAGCAAUGACAGGGUGCAGCUGAUGAUCAGCGAGAUGGAGCACAGCUGCAAAGUCAUCGAUGAGAACAGCCGGGUGCAGAAGCAGAUGCUGUGCGAGCAGUUCGACGGCGUAUACGCGGCGCUGGAGGAGAGGAAACAGGAGAUGCUGAUGGUCAUCUCGCAGGAGCAGGAGGACAAGAACCAGCACGUGCGGGACCUCAUCAAGCAGUACAACGAGCACUUGCAGUCCGCCUCCAAGCUGGUGGAGACAGCCUUCCAGGCCAUGGAGGAGCCCGAGGCUGCGGCAUUCCUUCAGAGUGCAAGCGCUCUUCAGAAGAGCGUCGUCGAUGCUACGAAAGGGUCCGAAAUGCCGAAGAUGGAGAUGGGCUACGAGAACAUGAACCACUUCCUCGUCGACCUGGACAACGUCCAGGAGGCUGUGAGCAUUGACUUCGGCAAAGAUGCAGAGGAUGAGGACGAAGAGGAGGAUGAGGAGGGGAGGAGGUUGCAGAGUCUGAGGAAGGUAACUCGGACAGCUCAGAUGCAGACGGGGUUCACAAGUGAUGUCGGCUAA
Callorhinchus milii (elephant shark) is the source of this 1020-nucleotide messenger RNA. RefSeq names its product tripartite motif-containing protein 55-like. Gene Ontology annotation, molecular function: zinc ion binding. Lineage: Eukaryota; Metazoa; Chordata; Chondrichthyes; Chimaeriformes; Callorhinchidae. The record is from RefSeq and is a predicted model, not a curated record.